This is a messenger RNA of Arachis stenosperma, 994 nucleotides long. Its product is annotated as 16 kDa phloem protein 2-like. The record is from RefSeq and is a predicted model, not a curated record. Lineage: Eukaryota; Viridiplantae; Streptophyta; Magnoliopsida; Fabales; Fabaceae. The transcript has 6 exons. Bases 331 to 813 code for a protein of 160 amino acids.
UUUUAGCUUCGAAAUGAUGGGUAUCGAAUAUCGGCUACCUUAGCCCAUUCCCAAAUCCCAAGAGAUAUUGUUCCGUGAACGAAAGCCUUUUCCCUUUGGAGAAAAACAAUAACAUAUCUAAGAAAACUUUGUAUUUGUCUGCCCUGUGUUUUCAGAGGUAAAAAUAGGGCAACAAAGUAAUUUAGGUGAUUUAUAAGCAUAUAAUAGGCUAACAGCGACCCCUAUCAAAGCAUGUAUCUGAUCUUGCAACGCUAUAUGAGACGACAAACCAUGGCAUGUGAGGAAAUAGGCCAUAUAUACAGCAUCUAAUUAUCCUCAGAAGAGGUGAACAUGGCGCUAAUUGAUGAUAGUCUCUCUCCCCGGAAGCCCAUAAUGCCGCAAGGAACCCUUGAAGUCCUUCUUGUCAGUGCCAAGAAACUUGAGAAUACUGAUUUUCUUUGUAAAAUGGACCCCUUCGUGAUUCUCACAUGCCGUACUCAGACGCAGCAAAGCAGUGUUGCAUCAAACCAGGGAACGAAUCCAGAAUGGAAUGAGACGUUUGUGUUCACCGUGUCUGAAGGCGUUAAAGAUAUCCAUUUGAAGAUCAUGGACCAAGAUCUCGGCACACGUGAUGACUUUGUUGGAGAACUUACCAUUCCACUGGCUUCGGUGUUUGCUGAAGGAAGAGUUCCACCCCAUUCAUACACCGUUGUCAAGAAUGACCACUAUUGUGGGGAGAUUAGACUUGGCCUGAAAUUUACGCCCGAUCAAAACCGUAAUCGGGGUAUGGACGAAAGUUUUGGUGGAUGGAAGGAGUCUGCUGCUUAUUACUGAGACCAAAUAUUUUUGAAUUCUUUAUUAACAUUAACAUAAUUUAAUUUCUAAACUUGUACCACAUGAGGAUCUUGAUAUUAGUUGGCCAUUGUAGGAACUUUAUUUUGAGUAGAAUUAGUACUAUACACGCUAAAUUAGUUAUAAUUUGGUUGCUUCAUGUAUGUAAAUCUCUAUAUCACCA